UUCUUUUCUUUCCUAAACUCACAAACUAGGCAAGCUAUUGGCCAUAUGCAUGUCCUUUUAUUUAUUUAUUUUAAACUUCUUUCCCCUGCAAAUCAUAUCCAAAUCCUUGACAUGCUAAUUCUGUGAAUCGAAUUCGUUAAGGUUGAGGGACGAGGCGAGAAAAAGGAGCUCAAGUAUCUUGAUUUCGUCCAAGUAGGAGCAAUCUACAUGAUCGUUUCCUUCUCAUCACUCUACAACUAUGCGAAAGAAAGCUCCGGGCGUUAAAAUUGUGGAAGCAACUGUCAGAACAGCCAUUGGACCUGUCUACCGCAAGUUCUGCGACAUCUCCUUGGAGCUUCUCCAGUUCGCAGAUCGCAAGGUCGACGAAUCGAUUAACGAGUUAGACCGUCAUGUACCCCCGGUGCUGAAGCAAUUCUCACAUCAGCUGCUCUCGGCGCCUCAGAAGGCCCCUGAGGUGGCUAGAGGGGUGGCCUCCGAGUUGCAGCGGGCCGGCUUGGUGGACGGCUCUAAAAGCAUCGCCCAAACGCUUUAUAACACGUACGAGCCUACAGCCAAGGAAUUUUAUCUCAAGUACGAGCCCCUAGCUGAGCAGUAUGCGGUGUCGGCUUGGCGCUCGCUGAACCAGCUCCCCCUGUUCCCUCAAGUGGCUCAAAUGAUUGUCCCCACGGCUGCUUAUUGGUGCAAGAAAUACAAUGAAACCGUGGCUUACAGGGCGGCGCAGAGGGGUUACGGCUACACGGUGUGGCAGAACCUGCCCGUGGUGCCGAUUGAGAGAAUUGGCAAAGUGUUUCAGAGUGUGCCCACCGUUUCAAGUGAUGCCGAAACCUUUACCGUGUCAACGUCAACCUAAAUCGAUUUGUUGUUGCCUGUUGCCCGUUGCCUGUUGGUGGUUAACGAUUACUUGCUCAUUUAUUUUUUACUACUAUAACUCUCGUAUUGUGGUGUCUGUCUUUCAUUGUGGAAGGGAAGGGUUGUCUCCCACAGUCUUUGAGGAAAUAUCUUUUGCAUAAUUUUAUGCUAAAUGUAUGGGAGUAUCCGUUAAUGUAAUCGUUUGUUUAAUUUCGUUUGCAUAAUCUUGUGCUUGCGGGUAUAAGCCAAAAUCUUCAUCUUAUCAUGUACUGGUAAUUAGUGUUCAUGUUUUCUUGUGCUUUGGAAAGAUAUUAGAGUAUCAUAUUACUG
This is a messenger RNA of Coffea arabica (coffee), 1179 nucleotides long. Its product is annotated as stress-related protein-like. Lineage: Eukaryota; Viridiplantae; Streptophyta; Magnoliopsida; Gentianales; Rubiaceae. The record is from RefSeq and is a predicted model, not a curated record.